Molecule: messenger RNA, 2228 nt
Organism: Aspergillus sclerotioniger CBS 115572
Lineage: Eukaryota; Fungi; Ascomycota; Eurotiomycetes; Eurotiales; Aspergillaceae
Product: PH domain protein
Exons: 4
Coding region: 387-1901 (504 amino acids)
Source: RefSeq, a predicted model, not a curated record
GCGGUGACUUCAUCGGUCGAUCCCUUGCCGUUUUAAUGAUGCGCGCACCACCCUGGCCCCCUCCGGCUUCAUUGCCAGUCCACCGAUCUUAGCUUCGGCCUCGCAUUAUUUGCGUUUGGCGCUUAAGGAUUAAAUUAUCGGGGUCAAUCGGUCUGUACUUUACUACUUUCUAGGCCUCUCCCUAGUAUCUACGUAACCGCUCGAGAGCAUCGCCCCACAUCCUCCGCUUCGCCGUAGGCUGGCUGCCUCUAACGAUUCGACCGUCUCGACUAGCCUGAGAUCGCGCUUCCGGUGUCCUCCACUGCGAUUCCCGACGGCAGUUUUUGUUCCUCUUGUCGACUUCCCUCCUCCAGCAGCCCUGUCAGGAUCCGUCCCCGCCAGCAACAAUGUCGGCUCCAACCAGUCCCGUGGAGCACAAGCUCCCCCAGCGCUCGGGCACCAUCGCGAGUACGAUGACCGGCGUCAGUCGUCGCACUUCCAUGAGCGAUGAUGAGGCCAUCCCGGGGUCUGACAGCAAUGAGACCACGAAUCUCCUCCUCGAGCGUCUCCGUGCUUGGAAGCACAUGUGUGGAUACCUGGAAGAGUACGUUUCCGCGACAGCAAAGGUGUCCAAGUCGCAGGCAAAGGAUUUCGAGAAGGUCUUGAAGACUGUGAGCGACCCUCUGCGGGAAGGUCAUCAUUUCUCCCAGAGCGCUGGAGGCGUUGCUGGCUGGUUUGAGAAUAUUCGGGCCAACACUCAGGGCAUGGUGAACCUAUACCUGGACUCUGAGAAGAACCUGAAGGGAUCGGUGCUGCCGCCGUUGGAGCGUCUCCACAAGGAGAUCAAGGCCAAGUCCAAGGAGCUGCAGAACGGCGCUGCUAAGGGCGCAAAGGCUGUUGACAAGGCUCGGGGUGUUACCCAGAAGCACAUUGAGCUCCUCGCCCAGAACACGGCCACACUUGAUGCUGCAUCCCAUAACAAGAUUGAAACAUCCCAUGACCCUUACAUUCUGCGUCGUGGUGUCACCCAUCGCUUGAACAAACAGAUCAUUGAGGAGAACAACAACCGCCAGGAUCUGAUCGCAGUGCAGAACAACUUCCAGCAGUUCGAAGCCCAUGUCCUGCAGACUGUCCAGGGCGCCAUGGAGCAGUUCGUCACAUACAUGGGUGGUCAGCUAGACCGCCAUCGUGCUAUGUACACGGACAUCCUGGCCACAGGUCAGAGAGUCCCUCCGGACUUCGAAUGGGUCAACUUCAUGACCAGAAACGACCACAUCCUUGUGAAUCCCGAUGCGCCCCCGCGGGCACUUGCCAACAUCACUUUCCCCAACCAGGAGCACCGUGCCACCAAGCCGGUCAUCGAGGGCACCCUGGAGCGGAAGUCCCGCGCCAUGCUCAAGGGCUACAGCAGCGGCUUCUACGUCGUCACUGCCGCCCGCUACCUCCACGAGUUCAAGGACAACGACGAUCUCCGCCGCGACCCGGCCCCGGAGCUGUCCCUGUACUUGCCUGACUGCGUCAUCGGCGCUAUCGACGGCUCCAAGUUCAGCGUCAAGGGCAAAGACGUGUCGGGCGGCAAGGUCGGCAAUGCUUUCCACACGAACACCGAGCUGAGCUUCAAGGCAGCCAACUCCAACGAGGCCGAGAAAUGGUGGACUGCCAUCAAGGAUGCCACCCGUGCUCCAAUCCACACGUCGUCCUCCACCACCACCUCGCCAACAAGCCCUGUAGCUGCCGAGAACACUCAGCCGCCCGCCUAUGCCGAGAAGGAGGCCGCGGCCGCGGCCGCUCCCGCUCCCGCUCAGGCCCAGUCCCCGACUUCUCCUGCUGCAGUCUCUCGCACCAACACCAGCACCUCUGGCACUCUCCCUACUGCUUCCGGUGCGGCAGCAACUACUCCAGCGGCGGAGGAGAAGGCCUAAAUGCUUGGUUUCUAUUCUCAUAUAUCAAUCACGAGUUCGUGUGUACUCGCUUUCCUUUCUCGCGUAUCGAUAGUGUAACACACCUUCGGUACUUUGCUGCUUUUUUCGUCGAUAGUAAUGGAUUUUUGUUGAGCUUUCUACUUGAAUAUAUACCUGUUUUAACGAUCACUUUGGAUCUUAAUGUAUUUAAUUUGCUUGCUACGAGGUUUGACACAACGCAGGUCAGUGACUAGUUUUAUUGUUAUACCCUGUUGCUCCUUUUCCUUUGGAUUUGUCGUGUUCUCGAGUAACAGUAUACAGAAUGAAUAGGUCUAUUUAGUCUAUUCU